This is a messenger RNA of Penicillium coprophilum, 1545 nucleotides long. RefSeq lists its product as uncharacterized. The record is from RefSeq and is a predicted model, not a curated record. NCBI's taxonomy places the organism in Eukaryota, Fungi, Ascomycota, Eurotiomycetes, Eurotiales, Aspergillaceae. The coding region runs from base 1 to 1545 and encodes 514 amino acids. The transcript has 5 exons.
AUGGUUUACAGUAAACCAACUCCCACAAGCGGAGCCAUGAAGAGGUCUGCCUCGGCUCUGGAAGGACCCCCAGGAUGGGGUGAUGUUCCUCCAAUGAUGAGCUCCUCCCGCCCAUCCUUCCGCCCCCCUUACGCUCACUUCGCCAUGAUUUACCUGGACCGUGAUGGCAAGCUCAAGGUCGAUGAAUCAUCUUCUAUUCAAGAGCAAAACUCCACUGUUUUCACUCCAGAGGUCCGCCAGAACUUCCUCGAGAUUCUGGGCGAACGUAUCGGCUAUCAUGCCCCUGCUCGCCAGUCUAUGGACACAUCUCCUCGUCGAGUGAGACGUCGCAAGGGCAACGCUGCCGCUCUUUCUGUCUCUGAUGAUCGCCUAACUGAGCAGGAUUCUGACAACGAAGACUUCGCUAACGGAUCCACUGAAAUGGUUCCUCUCCGCAUCGGAGAUGCCCAGAAGGUCAUGAGCUACUAUGAAGGUGCCUUGAAGCACUUUCAACAGCUUAACUGCCGUAUGGUUGCCAAGGCAUUCAUCAAGUUCAUCGAGCCUCGGAAGCAAGUUCGACACCCUUACAACGGAUCUGCUCCCGGUACUACUGGUGACCCAGAAAAGACUAAGCCCGAAUGGUGGCCUCCCGGUGUUAUGCACAAGGAGCCUGAUCACCUGAGAAAAGAGUAUCGCAUUGAGCUCUUGCUUCACAUUAUCCGCAAGCUCGGUGCUUACGGUAUUACUGCCGAUAAGCUCAAGGAUGUUGCUGGCGACACCAAGCGGAGCUUGAAGCACGCAUCUCACGUCGAAAUCAUCUACGAGAUCCUCCGGGUUCGUAAGAUGGAAGAGCGGUUUGAGCGAGGUGAAGUCGAUGCCAACAUGAUCGUCUACACCAUGAACCGCGGCCCCAGCCCUAAGGGUGAUGAAGAAGAUGACUCCACCGCCUCAGUGACAAUUGAAGAGCCCGAACACAUCAAUCACGGAUUAAUGACCCCCAUCUCAUCAUUUGAGCAAGCAUCUGCCUCCUUAACCACACCCAUCGACAAUAUUCCAUCAGCUCGCUCCCUCCCAAGCAGCUUCUCCAUGGCGGAGCCUCUCCACUUCGAAAAUCCUACCCGCCAGGACCGCCCCUACUACACUUCACCUCCCCAAUACACAGAGUCAUUCUCGCAGCCCAUGCUCAGCACUCCUGUGACCGCAGAGAUGAUCAGCCCCCACGACGUCUCGGUUUCGGCAUUUGACUAUUCCACUCACAAUACCUUCUCAAACCCCACCCCCGAACACUCACGCGCGGGAGUAAAUGGACACUACGACACCUGGAACCCAUCUUUCCGUCAAAACAUUUUCACUCCUGUCGAGUACUCCACACCGGCUUCUAGCCAGGGUAUGACCCAGCCUUCAAUGAGCUACCAGAUGCCCAUGGUGUCGCACAUGCACGACAUGUCCCACCACCACACCCAGCAACCCCACAUGGACUCCCUCCACCAAAGAUCCCUGCCUUUCCGCACGGGGUCAUUGGGUCACCCAAUCCCUAGUGGGCUGCCUGUUGCUCACGCUGUCUAA